AUGGAGGCGCAAGGCUGCCUCUCCUUCUGCCCGACCGCACCCCCGCCACCUCCCGCAGGCAAAGCCCCCCCAGCUCCAGGCCUGCAGCGGCGCAUCUUCCAGGGCAACCAGAAGCUACCGACCCCCCCUCAGCAUCACCCGCUUCCCUCGCAGCAGCGGCUCAGCCCCAGGCCGGGCCGCUACCCGGACACUUACCCUCCAGCCCAGGAGAAAGCGGCCCACAAAUACCUGGAGCCCCCCAGCCCGGGCCACCACGCGCUGUCUGUCAACGGGAAGGCUUUCUACCAGGCCGUGGCCGAAGCCAGAGAGAAAAGCGCCAAAGGGCAGGGGUACCACCCCGUGCCUGCAGACUGCAGAGUCCCACUGGAAGAAGCCUCUGAUCUCAGCUGCUCCCCAGCUGUGUCUCUGGGCAGCUUGAGGGAGCACAUCUCCCCCGAGCUCACUGACACCAUGGAGCUAUCCAAGAACAAGAACAAGAAGAGGAGGAACAGGACGACCUUCAGCACCUUCCAACUGGAAGAGCUGGAGAAAGUCUUCCAGAAAACCCAUUAUCCUGAUGUGUAUGCCAGGGAGCAGUUGGCACUAAGGACGGACCUAACAGAAGCCAGGGUUCAGGUUUGGUUCCAGAACCGGAGAGCAAAGUGGCGGAAACGGGAACGUUAUGGGAAAAUCCAGGAGGCGAGAAAUCCCUUUGCAGCCACCUACGACAUCUCUGUCCUGCCCAGGGCUGAAAACUACCCUCAGCUGCAGAAUAACCUGUGGCCGAGUGCAGGAUCGGGGAGCCCUGCAGGCCCCUGCCUCAUGCCCCCCGAGAGCAUCCCUUCCCCCUGCGUGUCUCCAUACCCACAUUCCCAUGGGAACAUUGCCGGAUUCAUGGGCAUCCCUGGUUCUCCCAACCACCACCCCGGGAUCAACAACCUGUACUCCAUCCACGGCUUCCCCCCUUCCCUCGGCAGCCAUGGCUUUGAGCCCCCGCCGGACAAUGACUACAAGUCCCCGAGCCUGGUCACGCUGAGAAUGAAAUCCAAAGAGCCAGCCAGCCUGCUUAACUGGACCACGUGAUCACCCUGGAAGGAACUGGGCUGAGGACACAUGGGCAGCUCCUUGAAGCCAACUUUCCACAAGGGGUAGAGAGAGAUCCCAGCCUAUGCUUUUCCUUUCCCUUCAGCCUCCCUGCACUCCACACCCAGCAGCUGGCACCUCAGACAGGAUCCCAGGGCUGAUGAGAACUGAAGAGCACAGCGGCCAUCUUCCUCCUUGUCUUAGCGCUGAGAUGUUGGAGCCAACCCCCAAGAGUUUUCUGCAGAGGCUGGAAAUCUCUUAUUCCAACUCUGAUUCCCUCCUUCCAGAAUCCCUCAGGCUUGCUCUGCAAUGGGAUUUUUUUUUGCCCCACGCUUCCCACCUGGGCUGCCUCCAGGGGGAGCCAAAAGCAGUGGUAGCAACUGCAGAAGCCCUAGUGUAGACAAGACCUUAUCACUGUGUUGCGUAGACCUUCUCUGUUAGGGUAAAAUGCUGGUGGGCCAGAGAGCCCUACCUGUGCUGUGGCCACCAUUGGUGGGGCUGAGACACUGGCAGCAAUGGUGAGACAUUGUAGGAGGUGGAAACUUCCAGUGCAGACCCACACACCCAUCCGCAGGGAAAAGGGACCAGAAAUGGCACAGUCAGCUGCUCCCUUAGCUCCCAUCCAACCCAAUCUCCCCUUCUCCUGCCAAAGCCUGGGUGGGAGAAGCCACCUGAGAUUUUCCUCCCAUAAUCCACUGCACUGUGGCGCUUCUGCAAAGCCCUGACUCCCCUUCUGCAAGCGCUUCUGUGGGCAGAGACAGGGUGGGGGUGGAGAAGGAGAGAGGCAAAAGCUGACGGGGGGGGUGAUGAUCCCCCAUUUACCAUGGAACUGUGGAGUCUGCUGCUAUUCACAUUUAUUGAGCUGUGCUCUGCUACCUGUGCCUGGUCUUAGCAGGAGGGGAAGGGGCUCCCAAGCACAACCUCACCAAAGGCCCCCACAAAAUAUAUCCAGCCCAGGAAGCAGAGGAGGAGAGCAGAGCCUCAUCAUGUGUGCAGGGGCUGGAUGGGGGAUUUGCUUCCAAACUGCAGCUGCUUUAGAUGGAGAUUAACAUCAUCUUCCUUAUUAUCGUGGUUUCCCUUUGGUCUGAGCCAUUAGCCAGCACCUGAGGCCUUGCUGGGUAAGGGUUGUUUCCAAUAGGCGGAAAAGCUGAUGCUACAAGUCAGGUAUAUUCUUUGGUACAAUCCUGUUUGCUUACUAAGAAUGCACAGAGCCCUGUUUGCCUGAACACUGCAGGAACAAACAGCAGCAGGCAAUGUUCCUUGCUCAGAAUUUCCACACCUGCCCCUCCAGCCAACACUCUGCCCAAAAGCUGUCCUCUCUCUCGGCUUUCUCCCAGGGCCACACUCUUAUUGUGCUGCUCGCUGUCUGCUCACCUUCUCCCUGCUUUCUCAUUCCUUUCACACACAUGCCGCUGUAACCAACAUCAA
Messenger RNA from Mauremys mutica (yellowpond turtle), 2490 nucleotides. RefSeq names its product ALX homeobox 3 (gene ALX3). The coding region runs from base 1 to 1062 and encodes 353 amino acids. The transcript is spliced from 4 exons. NCBI's taxonomy places the organism in Eukaryota, Metazoa, Chordata, Testudines, Geoemydidae. Gene Ontology annotation, biological process: regulation of transcription by RNA polymerase II. The record is from RefSeq and is a predicted model, not a curated record. Gene Ontology annotation, molecular function: DNA-binding transcription factor activity, RNA polymerase II-specific; RNA polymerase II transcription regulatory region sequence-specific DNA binding.